This is a messenger RNA of Strongylus vulgaris, 807 nucleotides long. The record is from the annotation of a GenBank genome assembly. NCBI's taxonomy places the organism in Eukaryota, Metazoa, Nematoda, Chromadorea, Rhabditida, Strongylidae.
AUGGUUCAAUUCCGAUUAUCGAACAUUCACCUAGUCCCUAAAUUCGUUCAGUUCAGAGCUCUGUUGUCGCAGCCUGAACCAAAUCAGUUGACGGAAACGCCGAAAGGGAUCACUUGUCCUCUAAAAGAGCAUCAGCAGUCAGGUCUAACGUGGUUGAAAUGGAGAGAGUCCAUAGCUCCACGCGGCGGAAUUUUGGGUAAAGAGAGAAAAUAUUUAGCUGAUGAGAUGGGGCUUGGCAAAACGUUGUGUAUGAUCUCUUUGAUCGUUGCUGCUAAAGCUGAAAGAAAACUGCGGCGAAAGGAAGGACGCGAUGAAGAGGAUAGAGAGAGAAGGCAAAAAGUCAAAGCUAGAGGCCUUGUGCCAUCAAAUGCCACUUUGAUUGUCGCACCAGCCGCUCUUAUAUAUCACUGGCAGGCGGAAAUCGAAGAACGAUGUGAGGAUGGUUUACUGAGGACAAUAGUAUACCAUUCUAACUCUAGGAGGAAAAUUGGCCUUGAUACCCUCGCUCGUGCUGAUGUUGUCAUCACGACUUAUACAUUGUUAGCAAGUGAGAUCGAAAGAGAUGGGAAGAAUCAGCGAGCUCGUCCUCGAAGUCCGUCUGAGAAUUUGUGCUUGAGGCAUUCAUGCAUCUUUUACUACGACUUGCAGAAGUGCAGUGUUCUGGAAGAUAUUUAUUGGGGAAGGAUUAUCUUGGAUGAGGCACAUCAAAUCAAGAACAAAUCGACCAAGUCUUCCAGGAUUUUAGUAAUGGCAUGUAAUCUGGUAUGUGGUUUUGGAUUCAUCCAUAAUACCAUGCGCAGAAAGUAG